Molecule: messenger RNA, 2528 nt
Organism: Cuscuta europaea
Lineage: Eukaryota; Viridiplantae; Streptophyta; Magnoliopsida; Solanales; Convolvulaceae
Source: the annotation of a GenBank genome assembly
UUAAUUUUCUCAACCACAUAUUAAUUCAUUUUACCAACUUAUGCAACUACAUUCGUCCGUUUUUUCCUCCAGCGGCACUUCUUUCGCACUUUAUAAUCUCUUUCCUCCAUUCAUUUUUUUUGUUUCAUCUCAACACAGUUUUCUACUGAGUAUCAUUCUUAUCCGGAGUAUUUACAAUGCAGAGCAAAUUUCUUUCUUUAAUUUGUACUUGUAUUCAGUUACAUUGUUGGAGGAUAAGAUAGUGCCAAACAAUUUUACGAGUUAUUGGAUUCUGCUCAACAACCUUUGUGGUCUGGAUGUACAACAGAUACUGAAUUAUCUUUUACCCUUAAGAUGAUGAGUAUUAAGUCAUCCUAUAACAUUGCACAACAAGCAAUGGAUGAGAUAUUCGAUGCUUCCAAAUAAGGUGCCAUCAAGUUUCUAUGAAGCUGAAAAGUUGGUCUCUAAACUCGGUCUUGGUCAUGAAAAAAUUGAUUGUUGUGUGAAUGGAUGCAUGUUGUAUUAUAAGGAGGAUAUUGCAUUGACAGAAUGCAAAUUUUGUUUUGAGCCACGCUUCAAAAAAAGUAACAAGCCAAAUUCAAAAGUUCCUCGAAAAAGGAUGCACUACUUACCACUUAUUCCGAGGUUGCAACGGUUAUACGCAUCACCGAGUUUUGCGAAACAUAUGAGGUGGCAUUUUGAAAAUCAACGUGAGCCCGAUGUUAUGUGUCACCCAUCAGAUGGUGAGGCAUGGAAGCACUUUGAUCAAAUGCACCCCCAAUUUGCUUUCGAACCACGCAAUGUUAGACUUGGACUUUGUUCAGAUGGCUUCUCUCCAUUUGGUAUGUCUGCUAAAUCAUAUUCAUGUUGGCCCAUUAUUGUUACAGUGUACAACCUGCCACCCUCUAUGUGUAUGACGACUCCUUAUAUGUUUUUGAAUUCUAUUAUUCCUGGUAAGUAUAACCCAAAGGCUAAAAUAGAUGUGUACUUACAACCAUUGAUUGAUGAGUUGAAGUGUUUGUGGGAAACUAGUGUUGUCACUUAUGAUGUAUCCUUAAAGCACAACUUCGUAUUGAAAGCAGCUUUAAUGUGGACAAUAAGUGAUUUCCCUGCAUAUGGGAUGCUAUCAGGUUGGCAGACUGCUGGGAAAUUGUCAUGCCCAUAUUGUAUGGAAUCCUCAAAAUCUUUUUGGCUAAAGAACGGAGGCAAGUGUUCAUGGUUUGAUUGUCAUCGUCAAUUCCUGCCUAUGGGUCAUCCAUUUAGAAGAAACAGAGAUGCCUUUAUAAAAGGAAGGAUUGAAAAGUCAUACCCUCCAUAUAUUUUGAGUGGUGAGGAAGUUUUAGAACGUGUGUCAUAUAUUCCACAAAUAACAGAACAACAAGGUUUAAAGAUACCUGGUUACGGUUCAACACAUAACUGGACCAAGCGAAGUAUCUUUUGGGAGCUACCAUAUUGGAAAAAUAAUAUGAUUCGACAUAAUCUCGAUGUUAUGCACAUCGAAAAAAUGUUUUUGAUAAUGUGUUCCACACAGUUAUGAAUAGCAAGGGAACAAAAAAUAAUAAAGAUGGUGUGAAAGCGCGAAUGGAUUUAAAAGAGCACUGCUCGCGCCAUGAACUGGAAUUCUGAUGUGGGCAUGGCGUUGCACACGGGGGGAUCUAUCCCCAUCACAGAGCACCGCCGACGAUAUGAGGAAAAGUAUCAAGAAACAGCACCCCCAGAAAAAAUAUUUCUGCUAACACAUACAAAAGGAGACAGAACAUUUGUGACACCAAAAGCUAAAUCAAUCUAUGACUCAUAUGAAGAACUAAAGUCAAAAGAGUCAAAUGCCAAGUCUCAAGAUCUAAUGUUGAAGGCUGCCGGAGGGCGAAAAAAAGGAGGAAAAGUUACUGGUUUUGCCGCAGCAAGUAUUUAUUUCUUUCCUUCAGUCUCUACAUAUGAGAACAUUCCACAACAAUCAUACGAGGACAAAUUACUUCAAAAACGUGUGGAGCAAGUAGAGAAGUCCAAUAAUGCUCUUCUAGACACUAACAAAGAACUUGUGCAGUUUAAAGAAUCUGCAUCAGCUACUAUAGCAGAAAUGCAAGCCAUCAUUACAACUAUGAAAAUGGCACAACCAUUGCAACACGAUGCAUUUAUGAAUGUGAUCCCUAAUAUGCAACAAGGUACAUUCAUGAGCUCUGUUCCACACAAUCAACAAAGUGCUUAUAUAAAUAUUUCUCCACAACAGCCCCACGUGGGAUCUUUUAUGAGCAUGUUGAUGCCCCAACCUUCUCAAGUCUUCAACAAUGGCUACAAUCAUUCAAACCGGGGUGAAAAGGGAUGUGAGGAUGUUGAAGAUGAUCUCAAUCAGUGACUUUGUAAUCCUUUUAAUUUAAGCAAUUUUAAUUUCGAAUUUUAUCAAGUACUCUGUCUUUUAAUGGAUUUAUGAUGUAGAAUGAUGAAUGUCAUGAAUAACUUAUUACCUGAUUUGAAUGAAAUGUUUGAUGUUUAUUUUUAUUGUUUGGUAUUUAAAUGAGAAUUGGGUUUGUAUUCAAAAAAAAUUUUUGGUA